UCUUUGUGUAUACUAUUCGUGGAGAUUAUAUUUGUCGAGUUUCUUCGCUGGUGUGGUGUCGCGUUGGAUCAAAAGGCCUGUCUUCUGGCAGGUUGUUCUCCUCCAGUAUUGAUGGCUCAGUCUCGGAAUGGGAUCUUUUUGACUUGAAGCAGAAGAUUGUGCUAGAGUCAAUUUGGGUUUCCAUAUGGCAGAUGGCUGUGGCACCUAUUAGUAAACUGCCAACUCAUGAAGAGACUAGGUCUCACAAUUUUGGAAAUGGUGAUUUGAACAACAAAUGUGAAUGUAAUGAUACUGAUGAUGAUGAAAACUGUGAAAGUGAAGAUGUUUCAGAGUCAGAAGAAGCUCAUCAUAAACUAGUUAUGGAAGAUAGACGUGUAGCAAUUGCUUGUGAUGAUGGAGCUGUGAGGAUUUACACUAUUUCUGAUAUGGAUAAGUUAAUCUACCUUAAAUCAUUGCCCCGGGUUAGUGGACGUGCACUAAGUGUGACCUGGAAUCAUGAUUCAAAUAGAAUAUAUUCAGGGAGUAGUGAUGGGUUUAUUAGAUGCUGGAAUGCUGAUUUGGGUCAUGAAAUUUUCAGAAGUGUUGUUGCUCUUGGAGGUUUGGGCAGUGGGCCUGAGUUUUGCAUAUGGUCAUUACUUUCUUUGAGGUGUGGAACUGUUUAGUGCAAACAGCACUGGAUCUUUUCAGUUCUGGAAUGGUGAUAAUGGGACUCUUCUCCAGGCACACUCUAACCACAAAGGUGAUGUAAAUGCCUUGGGAGUAGCUCCAAGCCUGAACAAGGUGUUCUCUGUUGGGUCUGAUGGACAGGUUAUUCUUUAUAAGUUUUCCAGUGAGAUGCUUCAGUCUGAUAAUGACAAAUCAUCUCCUGAAAUUUUUAAGAAAUGGGUAUUUGUCAGUUCUGUAAG
Hibiscus syriacus is the source of this 905-nucleotide messenger RNA. RefSeq names its product WD repeat-containing protein PCN-like. The record is from RefSeq and is a predicted model, not a curated record. Gene Ontology annotation, biological process: meristem growth; meristem maintenance. NCBI's taxonomy places the organism in Eukaryota, Viridiplantae, Streptophyta, Magnoliopsida, Malvales, Malvaceae. Bases 192 to 662 code for a protein of 156 amino acids. Gene Ontology annotation, molecular function: protein binding. The transcript is spliced from 6 exons.